GUUAAAGACUUCUCAACUAUGAAAAAAUUCGGAUAAAAUUUUUAAAUCAACCAUUUUCUCUGCAGGGGAUAUAUCUGUGUUCACAAUGAAGUCUGUGAAAAACCCCAGUAAACUGAACCUGAGCUGCCUGGCAACGGGAUUCUACCCCAAAGAUGUGAAGAUGAGUCUGAGGAAGUUCAACACUGAAAUUCCUGAUCAUCUGAUCACAUCUUCUGCAGUCAGACCCAAUGAUGAUGGAACCUACCAGCUGAGGAAGAGUGUGGAGAUCAGUGGUGAUGAUCCAGCAGAUUACGACUGUUACGUGUCUCACAGCUCCCUCACAGAACCAGUGAUGAAGAAAUGGGAGGACCCCGGAGGCGUGAAUGUGACCCCGAAUAUGACCUUCGUCUGGUCUAUUGGUCUGGUCUUCCUGGUGCUCCUCCUCUUCCUGGUUGUGUGUGUUCUGAAAAAGAAAGGGACAAUCUGUGAGUAG
Molecule: messenger RNA, 472 nt
Organism: Astyanax mexicanus (Mexican tetra)
Lineage: Eukaryota; Metazoa; Chordata; Actinopteri; Characiformes; Acestrorhamphidae
Product: class II histocompatibility antigen, B-L beta chain-like
Exons: 2
Coding region: 86-472 (128 amino acids)
Biological process (GO): immune response
Cellular component (GO): external side of plasma membrane
Source: RefSeq, a predicted model, not a curated record